Messenger RNA from Sycon ciliatum, 6805 nucleotides. RefSeq names its product tectonin beta-propeller repeat-containing protein 1-like. The transcript has 30 exons. NCBI's taxonomy places the organism in Eukaryota, Metazoa, Porifera, Calcarea, Leucosolenida, Sycettidae. Gene Ontology annotation, cellular component: membrane. The record is from RefSeq and is a predicted model, not a curated record. Bases 293 to 6022 code for a protein of 1909 amino acids.
UUCAAUCAAACGUUUCGUUUUGAAAUUUUUGUAGUUUGUAGUGCAGCUAGUGGUGUCGAGGAGGGCCCAGGGGCGCAAUAAUAUAUUGGUUUGCCGGGCUAGUGUCGACGCUUUGAUCAUGCCAACAAGCACCAAGAACGAUGAAGUGCGGUAGCAUCUCGGACGCAGAGGAAGCUGGGAGGAGAAUAGCGCGGUGUGGAGAGUCCAGCCAAUAAAAUUGACAAUUAAAAAUUCUUGAAAAAAGGGGAAAGCUUCAGUACCGUCAGUAUUGGGACAAUAGAAUCUAGCAGCAAUGACGACAGGAGUUGGCCUAUGGCUGCUGGACAGCGAGGGCAGAGUGUUCCGAUUUCUUGGAGCGCUACAGGACACCAGCGACGAAGUAGCGGAGCCAGAGGAGCAGUGGAAGCUUGUCAAGGGGCGUUUGAAACGCAUCAGCGCCACACGUGAUUGUGCGUGGGGCUUGGACGUGGACGAUCGCCCCGUAGUGUACGUGCACUCGACAUACGUACCGAUACGUGUGGAGGUGGACGUGUACGAAACGGAGACCAGAGGCCUGUUGGGGCGCAGUGGCAGUGGUCACCCAGCCUGGACGAAUAGCGAUGGAACAGAGCAACGGGCGCACCCGCAAAACAUUGAACUGCCGUCCGUGAAUUGGGAAUGGGAGCGAGCGUGGGGUGUGGACCAUGAUCACACGGAGACCGACUCGAACGGGUGGUAUAGCCCGCACAAGGGUGUCCGUCAGCGACGGUGGAUUAGACACCGAGCCUACACUAUGAGUGAUCGCUUCGCCCCGGUACCUGGUAUUGAUCCGGAGAAUCAUAGAUACGAUCCGUUCAGGGACAUCUCUGUCGGUGGUACGGAGCUGCCGGGUCGAGAGAAUGGAGCUCUGUGUGUCUGGGCUGUGACCUUGCGGGAUACAGUUGUGUUUCGAGAAGGAGUCACCCGCACAACACCGGAAGGUGUUAGCUGGUUGAAGGUGCCCACAGCUCAGAAGGCCAUCAAUCAGAUCUCUGUUGGACCGUCUGGCUCAGUGUGGGCUACAACGUAUGAUGGGUCAGCUUUCGUACGCGUCGGAGCAUCCAGAGAAAGACCUUCAGGUAUUCGGUGGGUGCAUGUUCCCUCACCAGGCAUGUACUUCUUGACCCACAUUGCUGUUGGUCUCAACGUGGUCUGGGCAACCAGCACUGGACACAAGGUUUGGUUCCGCAAAGGUAUUGUCUCAGCUGCCAAUGAUUCUGUCAAGUCUUCAAUGGAAGGUUCGGAGUGGGUAGAGAUGGUUGGUGAAAGCGAGUUUCUCUCUGUCGGACCAGACGAUCAGGUGUACAUGCUGGGAGCUGGAGGAUGGCCGGUGCAGUGUCGUAGUGGUGUGCGUCGUGAAGAGCUCGGUGGUCUUACCUGGGUGGAACUCCAUGGUAAUUUGGGACGGCAGGCGUACAUCGAGGAGAAGAAUCGCUUGCAGAAGGAGCACAAGCUUUCUGGAUCCUCUGCCUUGGAGAUGGACACAGCUGGUGCAGCCAUGAUUAGGAGUCAAAUUCUGCGUUCCAAGCAGUCGUUCCGUCGCUCCACAAGGUCCGAAGGCACUCGCAACCCAACACCUGUGUCACUGAAUCCCCCCUCACCAUCCCUGAGUAUGAGUGCUAUCAGCCUUGGACGAUCAUCACCCAUCAUGGGUACUGUAGCGGAAGAUCGACCAAUGCAAGUACAAGCUGAAGCAGAUAAAGCUGCGGGAGUGGUCAAGCGUCGUGACCGAGCAUCGGUGGUCCGUGACAGCGCGCAGCAGACGGGUAUGGGCGGUAGAGAGCGCACUAGCUCUAUGCCCACCAUUGCUAGCACGCUGUUCGACCAGGAAGAACAGAUCGCCGAUCAGCUCUCGGCUAUGCCACCUGGCCGCAGCCGCAGCUUUGGCUUCAGUCCUGGCAUGAUCGCAAAGGCCGAGGCACACCGGAAAAGCACACACGAGAACGCCUCGCCGGAGUUUGUGCGCACCAGCAAAGGUCACCGAGCGUGCGCGGUGUACUCUGACGACCCAACCAGUACAGAGUCGCACGUGGCGCGUCUUCAAGCGCUGGCGUCCGAAAGUGAGUCCAUAGACGGUGGUAGUGAGCAUCCCACAGCAGCAGCAGCAGGAACAUCAGCGGCAACAUCCACCACUGGAGGUGAUACGCUCAAGACUACAGUACCCAACAUAUGCAGUCCCGACAUGAGCGACUUUGUCAAGGUUUCCUUUGCCACACAGGAGCCCUACAACACCAAGGCACAGCCCACACCCUCCGAUAGCAUACCGUGUCGAAAACACACCCUACCAAGACCUGCCGAGGAUUCCGGAGCCACAAUCGAGAGACGACUAAGUCGAGACAGUCCUCUUUUGAACGUGCCGACUGCAUCUUCUUCAUGUACAACCACCGAUUCCGGUAUCUCCGUUAACCUGACGGCACAGGAAGGAGAGACCGACUGUCAGCAGGACACGGCCACUGUCAGUAGCAACACAUCCGAUGAGCAUUCAGUCAGUGCUCCUGAUGCUACUACUACUGCUACUGCUACUGCUACUGCUGCUGCUGAUGGUGCUGGUGAUGCUGCUGUUGCUGCUGCUGCUGCUACCAACACACAUAGUGAAGGUGUCACAGGGAUGUCUAGGGAGAGCAAGGAGACGGACGGUACUGCAGUAGUGUCAGCGCCUGAUACAGACACGAAACUGGUUGAUGAUGAAGGAUCCCAAAGCAGUGCUAGUAAAGCAGAAGCACCCGAAAGCAAUGCCGAUGAAGAAGAAGUACCUCACAGCUUCAACCCUAGCUUGGACACUGCAGGGCCUGUAGCAGAAGGAGUAGACGAAACAGACGGCACUCUCAUACCAUCUAGUGAUAUGGCCACUGAAAACAACGAUGGCAGCGAUGGUGAGAAUGUUAUCCUGUCCAAAACUAGAUAUGACCCUAACAUUGCCAUCGGCCUGGAAGAGAGAAUCGACAGAGUGGCGUCACGGUGCGGAAGCAGAGAAGAGGACGUCUUCGCCGACAGUAAUUCAGACAAGGGCAUUGCAUCAGGCUUUGAGAGUGGAGCUGCAUCUAGUACUGCAGCAACUGCUCAUGAUCUCAGGACACAUCAUGUACUUAAUACGGAACCAAGAGACAGUGAGCAAUCUCCCGCCAUGAAUGUCACACAGCAGUCACCAGUAGCAGCCGAAACUCCAGCUGAACCAUCAAAAGAAGCAGCAUCAGCAGCAGAGCCGUCCACAUCAUCAGCGGCAGAAACUGCAGUGGCAGAAGCUGCAGCUCUGGCAUUGGCAGAGGCAAGCACAGCUACGGCAGAGUCCAAGGUAGUGACAUCAGCCUCAAACCAAGAACAACCCUCAGCAGUAGCAGAAGGAGCAGGAGCAGCAUCAGCGUCAUCCACACCAUCAGCGGCAGAAGCAACAGUAGCAGAAGGAGCAGGAUCACCAGCGGCAGCGGAAGGAGCAGCAGCAGCUUUGAACCCAUUGGUAGAAGUUACAAGUUCCCCAGCACCCAUGGAGGUCACAGCAACAUCGUCCACCGAAGAGCCGUCAGAAGAUGAACUAGGUCCCAUCUCCAGAGUGCUUAGUCACAGCUUUCGUCCAGAGCACCCAGUCAUGAGUGUGCACUGCUGGAAAUGGAUAUCAGCUGGUGGAUGUGUACCACCGCAUGAUGAUGUCACUAAACCAGGUGCUUUCCUAGGGUCUGGGUUGACGGCUGCAGUAACUCUAUGCCGCCGUGCUCGCACCACUAAGCGACGAGAGUCCGUACUGCGCAAGACCGGCUGGCGGCAGAACAUCCUGCGGCAGCUGCGCGAGCGUAACGAGCGUGAAGUGGCGGCCUUCAAAGACAGCAUGGACUGUGGCGAUAGUGGUGUCUGGUCGAAGAAGGGUCCGCUGACGUGGUGUCCGGUGAACGCGUCCUCUCAUCCGCCGUACAACUUCACUUCAGUAUCAGCUGUUCUGAACCGGGGAUCCAGGCAUGGUGGACAGUUGGAGUUGAUGAACAUGGCGGCUAACACGGUGGAGCGUAUCAACUUGGGUGAUGUAAGCUGUGUAAUGCCUAUCCCAUCGGAUGAUGUUGGUCAGCCAUACUGCUUUGUAGUACACACACCACAACACACGGAAUACAACCGAUUUAUUCUGCUGUGCUGUGCGGACGAACGAGAUCGAGACGAUUGGUACACAGCCAUUAGUCUUGCUGCUAUCCGUUCCCAAGCCCUGGACGGUCCUCCAGCUCCAAAUGCACUAUGGGCACUGACACAGUCUGGUGAAGUCUAUAUCAGCGAUCCACCUAAGAAUCCUGGACUGCCACAUGAGAGGCGGUGGAGAGCUAUUGGCGGUAACUUACGCAGUAUCUCAGCCGGAGCUGCUGGCGUCGUGUGGGGUAUCGGCUUUGAUGGAACACCACUGGCCUACAAUGGAGGAUUUGGCGGUGGAAUAUUUGUGCAAAGUGUGGAUGCCACCAGUUCUAACCUACAGGAACACACCGACUGUCGCUGGUAUCAACUUACCGAGAUUCAGCAAACAAAGGGUGUCAGCUGGAACAACAGUGUUUACGAGGAUGAUCUUGGUCGCACAUCCGACAAAAAGCAAGGACUGCUGCCUUCCAAGGCAUGGAAAUGGACAUCUGAAUGGUCGAUUGACUUUGAGAACGCUGACCAGGAUGGCUGGCAAAGGCUACCUAAGAGCAAGCUGUCCAGGAAGGGUCCACGCCGGCGGAGCAGAAAGUGGAAAAGGAGAAUGACUAUCAUAACGCCUGGCCCCUGGAUGGAGAUCUUGCCCUGUCCAAACUGCUUAGCCAGUGUGUCCGUGCAGACCUGGCCACAGCAACCCAUCGGUGCCCAUGACAACGUAGCCGUCUGGGCCAUGGACGUGCACGGGGACGUGAUCUGCCGCUACGGCGUUACCGCUUCUCAACCACAGGGCGAGGAAUGGCGCUGGGUAUCCAGCAACACAAAGUUCAUCAGCAUAGCCGUGGGCUCGGAUCGCGCCGUGUGGGGUAUCAGUGAUGCUGGCUGGUCCUGUAUUCGUCUUGGCAUCACGGACAUCAAGCAAUCUGGCACGUCUUGGAAGAGAAUAGGUGUUCCGGCUCCUGACCGAACUCUCACUGAAGUGACGGUGGGAUCACAUCGUGUCUGGGUGCGAGACAACAGAGGAGACUUGUGGUUCCGUCAGGGUGUAACAGCACAGCGUCCGGAGGGUGAUGCAUGGAUCCAAGUACCGGGAAGUGUGGAGAAGUUGACAGUGUCUGCAAACAACCAACUGUGGACAGUACAGAAGGGUGCUAUUUGCCGUCUAAGCGAUGUCACACCGCAGCAGCCGAUGGGGUCCAAGUCAUGGAAACUCGCUCUCCAGCCAUGCUGGUACAGUAUCAGUGCAGGUGCUACCGACGUCUCCAAUUCCAUGACACGUUCCAAGACGAUCGGCAGCCAACACGACUGUAGCAUGAUUGAACUGCGGUUUGAAGAUCUCAAAGCUGGAUUCCCACUACUUGUCAAGGGUAACAACAUGUUCUGGUGCGCAGCCGUAUUUAUACAACUGGAUCUGGACACCGACAAGAUACAAGUUCAGAUGAUACACGAGGGUCGUGCCGUACGCUGGUGCACGCGUCAGAACGUCACGUUGGACAUACCGCCGCCGGAGCACAGUCUCGCUGUCAGCAUGAAGGUCCUGUACAAGUACAACUAUGUCGGAGACAGCUAUUACAAGCUUGGAGAUUUGGAAAGUGUCAACCACUUGGACAACAGCUACAAGAUUUUCUCUGCCGUACGCAACGUGGCAAGGACGAAAGAGGAUCUCCGCUUACCGCCUGAGGCUUUGGCUGACGCCCAACGCCGCAGUACGAUGAACGCCAAGGAGAAACAGCGGGUCGGCGAGGCUGCGCACAAAGCCGCCGGCAAGUACAAGAAGAAAAUUGACUCAGUGCGUCGUAGGAAGGCAGCCAACAUCUCUGAGGAAGGCCACACAGGAACAGUGGCCAUGUUCAACAAGCUGAGCGGUAGAGAUUCAGACCCAGGCAAGGGUGAUCCUGCAUGAUACUUAGAAUGCUCCUGGUAUAUAUAUCUCCAACUACACUACGCACAUGUACUCACAUGUACUCACAUGAACCUCUCUCUAUACAGAACUCCACAUUCAUGGGUAGAAAUCCUCCGGCUUCCUUUACACAUGUUGCAUUAUGGCCGUAUAUUUUUGCUAUGCUCAUUGCUUUCAGUUCUGCAAUAUUUUUUGGCUGUGCUAACGCUGAUUGUACAUAGCUUUUCCAGCGUGAUCAGUUCUUUUCAUGAUGUUGUGACCGUCACUCCAGGUCUGUGUUUUAUUUGUUGAAUUUUAUUAUCUAUUUACUCUUCGUGCUGUUGACGUUUCUGCUGCACUGCGUGGCUUUCACGUUAUCCCUCCUGGGAGAUGCUUUAUCUAGCAAAGUACUCAUCAUUUCAAUAACCUUGCUAUUCUAUUUUUAAAGGCGUCACCUUCUAUCCGAUUUCAUGCGAGCGUGAUGCGAGUGGCCGCUAAUGCCUGCAUUCUCACGUCAGGAGUGUCAAAGGCAGUGAUCUGCCGUCUCUUGCCGCUCUGUCACUUUCUACUUUAUCCCCAAUCUUUAGAGAUAUACUUGAGUAUGCUCUCACAGCAACUAGUUUUGUUUGCCUUGUUCUUCUAGGCAUUUCAACGCAGCUGAAAAUCUCUUCCUCUGCAAUGAAGAGAGCGUUGUGCCACUUUGUUGUUUGCUCAGUAAAGUGCUCUUCACCAGUCAAAAAUUCUGCUUUUGCAUUUUUCAUGAAGAUGAAAGCUCAUCAGCCUAAGUGCUUUCAUCAAUCUCCUCUA